This is a messenger RNA of Meloidogyne enterolobii, 375 nucleotides long. The record is from the annotation of a GenBank genome assembly. NCBI's taxonomy places the organism in Eukaryota, Metazoa, Nematoda, Chromadorea, Rhabditida, Meloidogynidae.
AUGCAUGGGCUGGAAGGAACAUCUCAUUAUGUUCCUUCCACACUACUUGUGGACUGGAUUAGAUUAAAAUAUAUUCAAUUAAAAUUAAGACAAAAUAGCAGUGAAAGUUGGCCACCUAAAUUGAUGGUCCUUAACAAAUUACAACCACAACAUUCUCCCCAGAUUAAUACAGAAAAUGCCAGGAGAAGUGCUAGACGUUUCUUUAAUCCUGUACCCGCUGAGGCUAUUGAACAAGAUGAGCUACGUUUGAGACAAAGACGAGCAGAAGAAAAGACUCAAGAUGUUGUGGCUGUUUCUACAGUAACAAAUGAUGGAUUACAGGGAAUGGAUUGGAGCUUUGGUAGGGAUUUUUGGAGUUUAAUGAUGUUACUUUAA